GUAAGGAGGAGGAUGAAAAUCCACACCCCUUUCGGUUACGGCAUCGUACCGGAACGCUAAAUCGCUCGGCGGUACGUCUUUGCCGGUAGGGUGGUAACUAGCCACGGCCGAAGCCUUCCACCAGCCAGACCUGGUCCAAUUAAGAAAACCUCCAAUCCAACCCAGGACCUCCUUCUUGUAAAUCCACCGCGCAUACCACUGCGCCACGGAGGUCAUCAAAAACAUAAUUAUAAUAAAUAAUAAAUUUGUAAUAAAAACAAGCAUAUCUAAAAGAAAAAUAGAUACUAUUCUUCUAACGAACGAACAAACAGCAAAACAUCGAUCCAUUAAUUUAAUAUUCUGUGUACAGAUUAUAUUAUUUUUGUUAAAUAUUUUAUUAUUUAUUUUUGUUAAAUAUUAUCGAUGACUGAGUUUACCUCGUACCCUUCAAAAACGACAGACAAUUUUGUUGCUGCAUUUGGGUGCGAUCCAUUUCCAUUUCUAAUUCCUCUAUGUUAAAUAUAUAGAGUUUGCACAAAAACAAUACAAACGACAUAAAAAGAACCCAAGCAGACAUGAGUCACAAACCAUUAUGAAAAAUAAAGAUAUUGAGUUUUAUGGGUAUUAAAUGUGCAUUUAUAAAAUUAAAUUAUAACUUUAAUUAUUUUAUAAAUGUCGUAUUUUCAUAUCAAAAGAAGAAAGAAGUUGUAAUUAAAACGAUGAUUUCUUUUAUUUUAAUGUGAAUUUAACCUUUCAUUUAUUGCAGAAUUACCAUAUACUAUGAUAAUUUUUUUGAUUUUGUAUUAAUAAGUGAAAGAAGAUUUGACAUUUGACAGUUCACACUUCACAGCACAGAACACUACUUUAUUUGCUGUCUAUGACUAAUACUCCUACUUAUAUAUCAGUAUUCGUUAAUGAUUCUUUAACUAAAUCCAGUCUGUCGUGCGUAUUUUCUUCCCUUGUAAUUUUUGUUAUUUCGUUUUGUUCUCGUUUCGUUGUUAUUGUUAAUUAUAGUUUAUUUGUUGUUUGUUUACUGUUUUUACCCGACUGCAAGAAGGGUUAUGUUUUUCGCGCGUAUCUUGUAUGUAUGUAUGUAAUAUUCUUUAUUACCUCAUAUCUUCCAAACCGUUGAACGGAUUUACGUAAUUCAGAUAACGUUAGAUUUGUUUUAAUAACCCAAGUGUUCUUAGAUAGGUGAAAUUAGAAAAAAAAAACCAACAAGACGACUGUGAGACGCUAUAGAAUCGGGGUGAAGUUUUUUUUUUUGUGAAUAUUUCAACAUGCGAAUCAAAUUCAAGGGAUUUUUGUGAGAAUUUCAAAAUAGUAUAUCAUGGCCAUGUUAAAAAAACUACAAUUAGGAAAACGUUAUUUAUUAAUUCUAAUAUUAAUUAAGUCUAUACAUAAUACGCGAGGCGGACGACUAUAAGGUGCGGGGUUUAUGAAGUGUAGUUAUAAAACACCUAAAAUAGACUAAAAGAAAUAUAUUGAUUAUAAAAAUCGGACAAGUGCGAGUCGGAUUCGGCCACCGAGGGUUGCGUAGAUUUUUUGAAUAUUUACUUAAUUUCGGUUGGACUUAGGUAUACAUUAUCGUACUUUGUAACAAACGUAACCAAUAAAUCCGAAAUUCACCAUCCAUCGUAACUAAAAAGUGUGAAAUAAAUUAAUUAAUUAAACAAAUAUAAAAACCCGGCAUAAAUGAUAUAAAAAUUGAUCAAACUAAAGUCGGGACCUAAUAAAAAAUGUAGACGAAAUUCUAUUCAAUAUAAUAGGUCCCGACUGUUUUCUAAUUGUUUUCUACACUUCUGGACUGAGCUUUUUUUUUCUUUUCAGUUUUUUUAUCAUUUAUGCAGUCGGGUUUUUUAUCAGUUUAAUUAAUUAAUUUUAUUUAGUUUAGUACGAAAAUUAGUGAACCGGAGCCUGGUACUAGCCGGAGCAGUUAUUCCGCGUUGCUAUUGUUUCCGUCACCAAAAAAGAAACGUACGAAUCAAUCACCCUUAUCGUCCUCCGAGAAAACCGUUUUGAUUAAUGUGUUUAAAUAUGUCGAGGAAACCUUAUGCUUGCUUCUACAUAAUAAAGAAACAAAACUAUAAGAGUUCUUUAUUGCCUACGGAACCCUUAAUAUAAGUGAAGCAUUAUCUGUUUGAUAAAUAACAGGAUAUAUUAUAUAGGAAUAUAAAAUUAAAAAAAUAUUUGUUUACCACAGGAAGUUUUAUUUCAUGAUAAUAUUCGUAAAUAAUGAUAAAAUGUUGAGCAAACCUGAGUCAGCUGUUUUUGUUUGUUUACAUAGUUUAAAAUACCUACUCAAUCUGACUAUAGGUAUUGAAAACUUUAAGCAAAUUACUCGUACUGCUCCGACUAAUCGAUCUCUCGCAGUCAUUAGAGGCCAUUACACGUCGACCUCGAAGUCUAUACCGGCCAGCUCGUGCCCGACUUCUGACGACUGUGAUCUCGCAGUCGUUGUGUGGGAAACUGGGCGUUCGCAAUACGGCGUUACACCGCGAAACGAAAGCCUUCAAAGAAUUGGUUAGAUAGCUGUUCGCGGGCGCCAUGCUGGCCACGGCGGCGCGCCUGCGCUGGGACCCCACGCUGUACGUGCCGGCGCGCGAGCUGUUCCCGCGGGAGUACCGCGCGGCGGCGGCGGCGCUGCCCGCGCUGGCCGGCGCGCUGCUGCUGCUGGCGCAGCUGCCGCCGCACGCCGCGCGCCGCCGCCGCGCGCUGCUGCUGCUGCACGGGGGCGGCCAGCUGGCGACGCUGGCGGCGUGGGCGGCGCUGGGCGGCUGGGCGUGGGCGCGCGGCGCGGCGUGGGCGCGGGGGCCGGCGGCGGGCGAGCUGCGGCGCGCGCUGGCGCUGCGCGAGGCGGCGCUGGCGCUGCUGGCGCAGCUGGCGCACUACCACCCGCUGCCGGACAAGCUGCGCGCGCUGGCGCUGGAGGCGCAGGCCGACGCGCCGCGCAACCUGCACGCGCUGGCGAGCUGCGCCGCGCUGCUGGCGGCGCUGCAGCUGCUGGCCGCCGCGCUGGCGCUGGCCGCCGCGCGCCCGCCGCCCGCCGCGCACGAGCUCUGCGACGCCGCCGCCGCCCAAAGGAGCGGGCCGCGCGGCCGGCGGCUGCGCGCGACAUACCGCGCCGGGCGCCUGGUGCCGGUGUCGUGACGAUGUCGUGUCGUGCCCGGUGUCGCCAUAGGGGCGUACGGCGCGGCCGGCGGCUGCGCGCGACAUACCGCGCCGGGCGCCUGGUGCCGUUGUCGUGACGAUGUCGUGUCGUGCCCGGUGUCGCCAUAGGGGCGUACGGCGCGGCCGGCGGCUGCGCGCGACAUACCGCGCCGGGCGCCUGGUGCCGGUGUCGUGACGAUGUCGUGUCGUGCCCGGUGUCCCACAGGGGCGUACAGCGCGGACGACAGCUGCACGCGACAUACCGCGCCGGGCGCCUGUUAAUGGUGUCGUGACGAUGACGUGUCGUGUCGACCUCGGACCGGGUGCCUUAUUCCUGAUCUCUAGACUGCUGAUUAUACUGAGACAAUAAUAAUAAAGUUUUUGCCUCUUCGACUGAUAGAGUAGUCUUUGUACGGGAGUCAGUGAACGUAUCACCUCGGAACCUAGUUGAAAGUGGAUGGACGGAUAAGAUGUUUUUUCUUUAUUUAAAUCCUUAUGUUAUACUGUAAUAAAAUGUUUACCCAUUAUAAAUUUUUGCGAUAUUUUUUUUUUAUUUUAGUUACAUAUGAGACGAAUAUCUUAGCAUUCCAUGGAUUAACCGUGCGGGUGCCGGGUCCAUCGCGUGGUAGAGAAAAACACCAAGCAAAGUCCAGGACUUGUGACUACUGGAUGUAGGGUUAAGGAAUUCCUUGACGAUCGAUCAACACUCCCCUUCCCUGCUCGUUUUGUUCUCCCUACCUAUCCAAAUUUGGUAAGAUCCUAUUAGAACAGCUUUGGAUACUUGUUUUAAUAUAGAACUAGCUGCACUUCCAGAAAGGCCAAGGUCUUUAAGCAAGUUAUAGAGAUUUUGCUGGUAAUCUUCUCGCACCUAUUUCUACAGCGUACAGACUAACUACAUAGCCAUUUUUAGUUAGUUUAUUUGUUAGGUCAUAAUAUUUAUUCACUUAAACUGUGGUCCUUCAGAAUGUUAGUCUUUCACGGCACAUUAAGCUCUAUAGUUGUUUGUUUGGACAAAAGGAAAAUGUCUGGUCUAGAUCUCGAAAUAGCGACAUCCGCUGGGAUUUUAUAAUGUUUCUCAUACGUAUCCAUUAUUAAAGUCCAAUCAGGUGCAGAACCUAAGAUUGAGUAAGGCUUACUAGAUGAUUUUGUUAUUGAACCUGCUUUGACAAAGUUAAUUAGUCUUUUAUUUGUAGUCAAUCCUUUUUGAGCUCUAGCUACUGAAAGGCUUAUAGCUUCACGUAUAAUUUGGAGUACUCUAUCAUGACGACGUGAGUGAAGACCCCUAUCCAGGAGCACCUUGCAUCGAACCAACAAGUGCCUUGCUGUUCCUAUUGCCUCACCACACGUAUAGCAAGAUUUUUCAGUGGCUUUCCCCCAUCGUACUAAGUUGCUCUGAUUUUACUAUGUCUUGGUCUCCUUUAUUCUUAUUUGUACCCAGCCCAGCUCUAUUAGUCUGUGCACCUGCCAUAAAUUGUUUAUGGAAUUGAAGCCUUGAAUUCAAUUCAGUGGCACACUCAUCUUUUGGGAGAGACGCUACUAAUUCGUCCUGAGACUUUGCCAGGACAUGCGUUUUGGUAACUCUAAGACGUUUGUAGUAGGGAAUUGAUUCACCCCGUAUUUCGAUAAUUACGUUUUCAUCGAAUCUCGACGUGUUGAAGCUUUUAAAGCUGUCUUGACUAUUUUAUGACCGUGUCUAUCUUAUUGUAGGAGUGUGUACCUAAUGUUGGAGAAUGUAAGCCUCUCUUAACUUGAGAACGGCUAAACCGAGUUGAACGAUAUAGGCGGUAUUUAAAAGGGCUUCACAAAAUCUACAUUAGGUACUUAUAACAUUUGAAUACAUUACAUUAAGAAAUGUCAUAGAGAAAAAGGAGAUCAUUCAUUUUGGGCCCGAAUCGCGGAAAGAAAUAUGUCCGAUAAUUGCCAAUUGGAAAUACUCAUCGUAUAGACUGAACCCUAGCGAACUAGUCAUAUUCUGCCCCAAGCGAAAAAUUACUCGAAAAAAUUAGCAGUGUGCGGCCGCAAGCGGUGCGCAGCGAGCGCCCGCCGCCGGCCGCCUCGCGGGUGUUGCACCCCAUGGCUCCCAGCACCUGGCCCUGCCCACCUGCCCUCGAGCUCUAGGGGUGGUCUAGGUGAUGCUGGUACUAUUAUGUACCUAUUCUGUGGUAUUAGGUGCUAGGUAGGUAUUUUAAAUACCUAAUCUUCGUUUUUCAGUUUAGUACUUUUGAUGCCUAAUUUGUAAGGAUAGGUAAGGUAGUCAAAUAACACGAAACGUGUAGUAUAAAAAUAUCACUUUAUUGUUCGGCAGUGAGUCGCGCGCUGGCACGGGCGCGUUAUUGUCUGUACUGUCCGCUGCGGAGCCGCUGCGGAGCCGCUGCGGAGCCGCGCCGGGACAACUACGACUAGCCUUAUCACGGUUAUCAUCUGUCGUAUAGAAUUAUCGAAAUUACAAGUAAUCAUAUCAAAUUUAGCGAUACAAAAACAAGUGGGUUAUCAACUA
This is a messenger RNA of Bicyclus anynana (squinting bush brown), 5626 nucleotides long. RefSeq lists its product as uncharacterized. The transcript has 3 exons. NCBI's taxonomy places the organism in Eukaryota, Metazoa, Arthropoda, Insecta, Lepidoptera, Nymphalidae. The record is from RefSeq and is a predicted model, not a curated record. Bases 2527 to 3129 code for a protein of 200 amino acids.